Molecule: messenger RNA, 936 nt
Organism: Zymoseptoria tritici IPO323
Lineage: Eukaryota; Fungi; Ascomycota; Dothideomycetes; Mycosphaerellales; Mycosphaerellaceae
Exons: 1
Coding region: 1-936 (311 amino acids)
Source: RefSeq, a predicted model, not a curated record
AUGGACCUUAUGGGCAGCUCUGUCGCCUCAAGUUCCGCGGAAAAGGGCUCAGCCGAGGCGCUGCAAUCUGUCCUAGACCUCCUCCGAGCUCACAAUGUCACCGAGCUGGACACGGCACGUGUGUAUAACGGCGGACGCAGCGAAGAGGUACUGGGUGAGAUUCCAGAGGCACAGAAGAACUUCACCAUCGCGACGAAGGCUCCCGGAUUCGUGCCUGGACAUCUCACCUACGACAAGAUCAUGAAUGCAUGCGAUGCUUCCUUGACAGCAUUGAAGCAGGAGAAAAUCGAUCUUUUUUACUUUCAUGGCCCAGAUCGACAGACACCGCUCGAAGAUUCAUGUAAAGCUAUGAACGAUCUACACAAAGCUGGCAAGAUUGACAGGUUCGGAAUAUCCAACUUUACCAGAGAGGAAGUCGAGGAGAUCCAUGACAUCUGUCAGACAAAGGGUUGGAUCUUGCCAACAGUGUAUCAAGGCGGCUACAACCCGUUAUCUCGGUCCGCAGAGAAGGAGCUCUUCCCAACCCUGAGACAUCUCAACAUGGCGUUCUAUGCCUACUCUCCACUGGCUGGCGGAUACUUCAGCAGAACUGCCAGUGAGCUCCGUGAACCUCCUCCUGGAAGUCGAAUGGACAAGAUCAAGAUCUUCAAAUCUGUCUAUAUCAACGACACAUCUCUCAAGCUCCAGGAGAUUCUGACAAAGGCGUGUGAUGAGGCUGGUGUGAAGCUCAAGGAUGCGACCUUGAGGUGGUUGAUGCAUCAUUCUGCGCUAGCCAGCCAGGAUGCAGUCAUUUUGGGAGCCAGCAGCACGGAGCAAAUGGAGCAGAAUCUAAAGUCGUGCGAGGGCGAGCCUUUGCCAGAAAGUGUGGUGGCGGCGUUCGAGGAGCUGUUCGUCGAAUACUGCAAAGCUGGACUCACGCCAGCGUACUGUGUGUAG